GCAGAAGAGAGAGACUGAGGGAGGGGGAGGGAGAGUAGGAGUAUACAAGCCCAGAGAGGUAUUCCUGUUGGUUGAACGCUCUGGUAGGCUGUCCCUCUCUUUCAGCAGGACUUCAUGCACACACACACACACACACACACUUACACACUGUUGAUACAGACGCACGCUGUGGCUUUGGCACGGAGUGACUUCUCUUCCACCAGGACUUGAGUUUGUUUCGCUGCUGAACUCCACAGUUAAGACUCGACGACUCUACGGGAGUUUUCACGCAUGUACGCAGCUGAGUUCCAGUGUGUGAGCGCACCGAUGCAGGAUUAACAGCCAGGGACUCCACUAGAAGCCGGUGAGGAGCAAAGAGGAGGACAGCCUGUGUGGAGUUGCCGUGGUUUUUCUUCCCCCCCCCCCCUCACCUUUUCUCUGCCCUGCCGGUGGACGAGGGGCUGUAUCAGAACUACGCCUUUGGACCUCUCACCUCUCAACCCCCCACCCCCCCUCCACACACACACACUCCCGAACCUGCCGUGGUCUCCCUGUGGGUCAGUCAGCCGGACUGAUGUGGAAUGCGACCCCUCCUGACCCCAGCCCACAAGCCCCCAUUCACUGAGCUGCAGCGGAAAGAGGGUGCAUAAAAGAGCCUGGCGAGAGAGGGUCCCUACAACAGCCAGGAGGAAAAGAGACAGAAGAAGAGAAGUAACAGCAGCAGCAGGAGGAGCCUUUCAGACUGCAGCCUCCGCCGCCGCUGCUGCUGCCGAUCCCAUCAUGCCCGUGGAGACGCUGCGGCCGUGUGACGGGCGCCUGGGCACCGGGGGCCCUUUCACCUCGGCCAUGCCCUUCCGCAUCCUCAACAGGGGCCCCAACUACUUCCGGCGGCCGGCAGAGCCGGGAACACGCAAGCUGAGUGCCGUGGAGCGCCUGGAAGCCGACAAGGCCAAGUAUGUCAAGAGCCAGCAGGUGGCGCUCACACGGCAGGAGCCCGUCAAGCCGCCCAUCAUCCGCAAGCCGCUCAUGUCGCCCGGCAUGAUGCUGCAGUGCCGUAUCAGUACGCCGCCGGCCCGAAAGGUCCCCCGCCGCCCCCUCAUGCACCUGGACGCUGAGAACGGAGGCGAGGGGGGCCUGGGGUCCCGCAGGGGGCCUCACCUCAACCUGGAGAUCCUCAACAACCUCAUCAACGUGUGUGACGGCCCGCUGCCCUCCCCGUCAUCCUCACCUUCACCCAUCCCUUCAUCGCCCUCGCCCUCGCCCUCGGCCUCCUCACCCUCUUCCGGGUGCAAGCGGCCCGGAGGUGCCCCCUGUCUGGAGCCUCAGCACCCCACGGGCGCCACCCCGGUGUCCUCCUGCACCUCGUCGCCCCUCAAUGGCCACGUGGACCGCCGACCGCCCCCCAUCCCAGCCCGGGCCCCGAGAACGGGCGCUUACAGCUCUCCGAACUCCGUGACGGUGCGGCGGGUGGACGUGCGGCCCCAGGCGGAGGUGCGCAAGCCCCCCAGGAUGUUCCUUCACAAGCCCCGGCAGAUUGCCCAGCCUCAGGUAGCCCAACCACAGGCCCCGCCGUCACUUCCUCCUCCUCCCCCUCCUCCCACCACUACCACUACCACCUCCUCCUCCCCCUCCCCUGCAUCCCUGCCCUCAUCUCUCCUCAGCCCACAGCCUCCUCUUCCUGAUGCGCCUCCCUCCUGCCUGCCCUCCAGCCCCCUGUUGCUCCGCGCAGCGGGCGUUCUCCCCCCGGCAUCCCCGGCCUUCACGCGCAUCUCCUCGGCCAGCUCCCGCGGCUCGGCCCGCAAGCACCCGUCGCUGCACCGCUCCAAGUCGGACCUGAGCGACCGCUACUCGCGUGCCACCGCCGACCUGGAGCGCUUCUUCAACUACUGCGGCUUGGACCCCGAGGAGGUGGAGGGCAUGGGUGGCGUGGAGUGCUUCGCCCGCGCCAGCUCUGACAUCGUCUCCAUCUCCAAGCUGCACAGCGUCAGCACGCCCAGCUCCGAGUGUGGCGACGGCGGCGGCGGCUACGGCGGCCGAGGAAGAGUAGGUGGAUGUGAGGACAAUUAUGAUGACGAUGAUGACGAAGGCCCGCCCAGGCCCAAUGAGCGCGUGCCCUACAGCAUCUCGGUCAUCGAGAGGAACGCCCGCGUCAUCAAGUGGCUUUACGGCAUCCGCCAGGCGCGAGACAUCUCGCAGAACGUUUCUAACGUCUAGAUGUUCACAUGGUCAUGUUUGUCUACACAGGAGGCUGGACUUCAGGACGGACAGGAAUAUGCAUUGGGGAAAAAGACUGACUUGUAUAGCCCCCUUGUUUUUGUUUUGUUUGUUUGUUUUUUUUUUAUAUGGUAUAUAGCUUAUUUAUUAUUUCCCUGAGAACAUUUAGAGCCCCCUUUGUGUCCAUUUUUCUUUGUAUAUUUGUGUGACACAGAGAGAUUUUUCUUUUCUUUUGCCUUACAGUAAGUUAAAGGAUAUAUUUUUGAUGUUGUUGGGGGACUCCUGUGCAUUAACCUUCAGACAUGGGACUGAUCGCUCUCCUGAAAACGUGAUGUCACCAUCAUUACCUCAGAGGCGAAAGGCUAGCACACUCUGCGUAAGGACUAGUGAAUGAUGGGGGGAUCGUUACUAAAGCAAUAAUAAUCGCAAUGAUGAUGAAAAGCUUUUGAGUGAGUGAGUGAGUGAGAGGAGGAGGAUGAGGAUGAAGGCAGCAGUAGACCUGCUGUGAUCUUGCUAAUGUUCAGGUACUUUAGUCUGUGUUAAACCACAGCAGUGGUGUGGCUGUGACCUUUGAACCCCAGGUGUUGCUGUCAGAAAUCUGGUGCUACUUUGAUCUCUGAGCGCUGAGACCCUUGGCCAGUUCAGGACACAGUUACGAUGACUGAUGAAUUGAUUGAUUGACAGCUGUCAUUAUCGGGUUCAUCAGGUCACAGCCUCCCAUGGCUGUGGAGAUUGCAGAAAGCAGGUGAAGAAUCCAAGAUAUGCACAGCAUGGCAGGUGAUAUUAAACCAACACACAGACAAACUCUCUCACACACACACACACACACACACACACACACACACACACACACACACACAUGCACGUAGUACUGCACACAUGUAGUUGAACACAACACAACUGCACACUUCCACGCAGACACUAAAUGCGGUUCACUGGUAUCUGUACGAUGGAACAGUGUGUAUGUGAGUGUGCGACUGAGAGAGCUUGUACAGAAAUGAUAGCAAAGAAGACCUUAAUAAAUACUGUGAAAAAAAGAUAUCUUCCAUGGAAAAAAAGAAACACUUUUUUAAAGUUACCAUGGCUGUUAGACUGUUAAUGCUGUUCAUGUUUUGCGAUGCAUGAAGAGGAGGAACCCUUUUAGCAUGAGUGUGUGUGUGUGUGUGUGUGUGUGUGUGUGUGUGUGUGUGUGUGUGUGUGUGUGUGU
This is a messenger RNA of Clupea harengus (Atlantic herring), 3400 nucleotides long. Its product is annotated as protein FAM110A. Lineage: Eukaryota; Metazoa; Chordata; Actinopteri; Clupeiformes; Clupeidae. The record is from RefSeq and is a predicted model, not a curated record.